GUUCCUGAAGGACAAAAUUGCGGAGCUGGAGUCGGGUGCACUGGAGGACCAGGCGGUGGAACGCCUGUGGAGCGCUGUUCAACAGCAGCAGAACUGCCUCGGAGACGGAAAGGCGACGACGACGGCGACUGAUACGCCCACAAAGCCGGAAGCGGAAGAAGAAGUGAAGGAGGAGGAAGAUGACGGGGAGACGGAGGUGAAGGACUUUCUACGCGAACUCACCUCCUGGCCAGAUCCGACUGCUACGCCG
Molecule: messenger RNA, 250 nt
Organism: Dibothriocephalus latus
Lineage: Eukaryota; Metazoa; Platyhelminthes; Cestoda; Diphyllobothriidea; Diphyllobothriidae
Source: the annotation of a GenBank genome assembly